AUAGUACCCCAUACAUUAUUUAUUCGCUUGCAGUACCUAAUCCUAUCAUAUUAAAGAAAUCGAGAAUCUAGCAAAUUUCAUGGGUGAUUCUUCUUCAGCUGCUUUAGAUUUUCAUGCUUUGAAUUCCACUUCUAACAAUUCUCCUCUCAUGAUCAACUCAAAUAUGGAACUCCUAAAUAGCAUAAGCCAACAACUUGAAGAUGAUCAGAAUUUCGACUCAAAUAUUCAUCAACACGGCUUUUUGGCUUUGUCAAAUGAUCAAAACUUCUCUAAUCAUCAACAACAACUCCCCAUCAUGCCUAAUUUUCAUGCUGAUCGUAUGAAUAUUAGCCAUGAUAUUAAUUAUGAUCCCGCAACCGCUGCUGCUGCUGCUCAAUUUUUUACUUUGGGAGGUCCAAGUUAUGGCUGGACUGGCAGUAUGAAUAAUUCAAUUCCUGAAUCAGAAUCCAUGUUGAAUAAUGAAAACAACAACAUUCCAACUCCUCCACCUCUAGUCUCUGGAAAUGCUGGCAAGAACAAAUGUGAAGGGAGAAAGAGAAAACGGAACAAUCAAAAAGAAACUGAGAAGCCAAGAGAAGUUGUUCAUGUUAGAGCAAAGAGAGGCCAAGCUACUGAUAGUCACAGUUUGGCUGAAAGACUUCGAAGGGAGAAAAUAAAUGAAAAGCUCAGAUGCUUACAAGAACUUGUUCCUGGAUGUUAUAAGACUAUGGGAAUGGCAGUGAUGUUAGACGUAAUUAUCAACUAUGUCCGGUCAUUGCAGAAUCAAAUUGAUUUUCUUUCAAUGAAACUAUCAGCAGCAAGUUUGUUUUAUGAUUUCAACUCUUCAGAGAUGGAAGAUAUGGACUCAAUGCAGGGAACAAAUGGGUAUGCAGCACAAGGAAUGGGGAAGAAUAUUGUUGGCGAAGGGUAUGGAGGAUUUCCUCAGUUUCAAACAUCUUGGCCUCUUUGACCUAAUCAUCAUCAUCCUUUUAAGAAAAUAUAUGUACUUAUUUCAUAUUAUUACAGUACAAUAAUAUAUGUAACAGAUAAUUUAAUAUGUUUGGACUCCUAUUUUAUGAUUAACCCUUCAUUACCA
Molecule: messenger RNA, 1075 nt
Organism: Capsicum annuum
Lineage: Eukaryota; Viridiplantae; Streptophyta; Magnoliopsida; Solanales; Solanaceae
Product: transcription factor bHLH75-like
Exons: 6
Coding region: 80-949 (289 amino acids)
Biological process (GO): regulation of DNA-templated transcription
Cellular component (GO): nucleus
Molecular function (GO): DNA-binding transcription factor activity; protein dimerization activity
Source: RefSeq, a predicted model, not a curated record